UGGAUUUUAUAUCUUGCUCAUGCUCAGAGUUGGGCGAUGUGCAGACGAUCAGAUCUUUGUGACAAAGACUGUUGAUGUUGGAGAUGAUGUGACUCUGACAUGUACCCGUCAGACAUCUGAGUCUGGAGCAACCACCUUGUUCUGGAUCAGGCUUGUUGCUGGAAAUGUACCUGAAUUCUUGGGAGGAACAUAUGCCUUUGAUCAUGAUCGUGUUAAUAAGAUUACUCACAUUACAACAAAACAAGAGCCUGGAAAAUUUGUCCUGGAUAUUAAUAAAGCUAAGCUAAGCGAUGCUGGACUUUAUUACUGUAUAAAAGUAGACCUACUUAACAUGACAUUAUUGAAAGGAACAUUUCUGAGGAUUAAAGGACCAGAACUUGAUAUCACUGUCAUCACUCAAGACUUUCCAUCUGAUCCAGUCCGUCCAGGAGACUCUGUGACUCUCCAGUGUUCAGUGCUCUCUGACUCUGAGAAUAAAAAGUGUCCAGAAGAAGACACAGUGUACUGGUUCAGAGCUGGAUCAGAUGAAUCUCAUCCCAGUUUUAUUUACGCUCAUGGAAACAGUGGUGAUGAAUGUGAAAAGAGUUCUGAGACUCGCUCUCCACAGAAAUGUGUCUACAGCUUCUCUAAGAACGUCAGCUCUUCUGAUGCUGGGACUUACUACUGUGCUGUGGCCACAUGUGGGGAGAUAGUAUUUGGAAAUGGAACUAAACUGGACAUUGAAGUUGUCAGCUGGUGGAAUUUACAAAAGGCCAACACAAUUAUCUACCUGCUGUGUGCUGCUUUGGCUAUAAAUCUGGUUGUAACAGCCUUCCUCAUAUAUCGCAUCAAGAGAAAAUCUUGUGAUUGCUGGAACGCUGCUGUUUCUCUGCAAACAAAUGCUGAAACAGCCAGUGGUGGUCAACAAAGUCAGCAGAGAUAUGAGAAGUCAUUGGUUUAUUCUGCAGUAACCUUUACCAAGAAGAAAGCUGGCAAAGCAGGGAGAAGGAAUGCAAAAGCAGCAGAAGAAAAUUCUGUCUACAAUACUGUCAGGGCUUAGGGGUCAGAUUAAUUCACACACCAGAUUGUUUCUCAUAUAAAGUUUUUCUCUGUCACAUUAUCUGUAAAAAUAGUGUUUAAACUGCUCUAGUACAUGCCUUUCACCUCUGAACUCUGUAACGUAAUGAUUUUUAAUUUUGGAUGAAAUAUGUUUUGUGUAUCAUUCUGUUUGUAUCAUUGUUUAAUAUAUUUAUUACUUCAAAAAGAAAAUGAUGCAAAAAUAAGAACAUUUAAUAGUUAAACAUUUAGAAUAGCCUUUGGCAUACUAUAUCUUUUAAAUGUUGUUUAAUGUUUCAAGCUUGUGAUGACACCCAAACUGGCUUUUUAAAAGAUUAAUCUUGAAAGAGUUGGUUUGAAAUGAAUUAGCCAUGAGGAAAGUUUCUUAUAUGACGCUCAUCUAUUAUCAUUGCCAUUAUAUUGAUGUUUGUGUACAUGUUUUACUUUACUUUUAAAUAAACAAAUAUGCAUCAUGAAAUUUGAAUUUUGAAGAGAAAAGCAGUUGAGAUCGUUCGUUUUUCUCAAGAACUGAAUCUUUCUCAACUUUUGAGAGCAGUCUGUCUGGAAAUCUGCUGGGUGCAACACUUUUCAGAAAACACACAUUCUGACUGAUGUUCAACUUCCUCCUAUCCCUGUCUGUGCACAUUAUACUGUAACUCUAAAACAAGCUAAGCUACGGACCUCUGCAGAGA
Molecule: messenger RNA, 1727 nt
Organism: Thunnus maccoyii (southern bluefin tuna)
Lineage: Eukaryota; Metazoa; Chordata; Actinopteri; Scombriformes; Scombridae
Exons: 6
Coding region: 20-1039 (339 amino acids)
Biological process (GO): response to bacterium
Source: RefSeq, a predicted model, not a curated record